Sorghum bicolor (sorghum) is the source of this 1944-nucleotide messenger RNA. RefSeq names its product probable receptor-like protein kinase At1g33260. The transcript has 2 exons. Gene Ontology annotation, biological process: protein phosphorylation. Gene Ontology annotation, cellular component: plasma membrane. Lineage: Eukaryota; Viridiplantae; Streptophyta; Magnoliopsida; Poales; Poaceae. Gene Ontology annotation, molecular function: protein kinase activity; ATP binding. The coding region runs from base 436 to 1653 and encodes 405 amino acids. The record is from RefSeq and is a predicted model, not a curated record.
UUUGAUUUGAUCGUCGUCUGAUGCUAUAAAAAAUUGACCGUAUAUUGUGAGGGUCAAAGUUGAAAUCUUCCAUACAAAAAAUCGAAUCAUGUUUUUUGGGUAUCUGCUCCACAAAUUAAUCAAACAGUGUUUAAUUUGUGAAGUGGCCCUCUUCAACAACCGAGCGAUCGAGCGAAGCAAGCUAAAGCUAAACACAAAUGAAUGAGGUUAGCUGAUGCAUAUGUAUCAAGCUCUGCCUUUUAACUUGCCACCACUUUUCCUUCCAUUUUAUUUUCCCUUGUCAUCAUAUAUACUUAUAUAUAUAUAUACCGUGGGCUUCUUCACCUCUCCCCUUCCUGUGCCUUAAUUGCCUUGCCUUGCUUUCCCCACACUGAAGCAAGAAGCAGCUGAGUUCUGACAGCAGCGAGCAGCCUACCGCGAGAGAGAGGGGGCGCCAUGGAGGUGGCCGUGGCGCUCGCCUUGCUCUUCUUCUGCGUCCUCCUGCUAGCCUCCGGCACCAUCGCCUUCCUUCUCAUCCGCCACUGCCUAGCCGCCCUCCGCCGUCGGCCCUCCGCCGACGCCGACCCCGAGGCGCGAGCACCAGCAGCGCCUCGUCAUCGUCAGCCACAGCCAGCGGCGGCGGCGGCGGCCAAGCCCAAGCAGCAGCAGCAACCGUUACUAAUAGCAGCCGUCAAGAAAGAGGCGCAGGUGCCGCGGCGGCUGGCGUGGCGGGAGGUGGAGGCGCUGACCGGUGGGUUCGACGAGGCGGCCGUGGUGGGCCGCGGCGGCUCCAGCACCGUGUACCUCGCCAGGCUCAUGGACGGCUCGCCCGUCGCCGUCAAGGUGCACCGCUGGUGCGGCGGCGAGCGCCGCCUGCGCGCGUUCCGGCAGGAGCUCGACCUGCUCCGCCGCCUCCGACACCCCAACAUCGUCGCGCUCCUCGCCUACUCCGACGACCACGAGGAAGAGGGCGCGCUGGUGCUGGAGUACCUCGCCGGCGGCACGCUAGCGGACGCGCUCCACGGAGCAACGGCAGGCACCGCGCCGCUCCUGUCGUGGGCGCAGCGCAUGCGCAUCCUCCACGACGUGGCGUGCGCGCUGGAGCACCUGCACGACGGCGGCUCCACCGCGGUGGUGCACGGCGACGUGUCGGCGUCCAACGUGCUCCUCGACGGCGGCGGCGGCGCGCGGCUCUGCGACCUGGGCUCCGCCUGCGAGGGCUUCUCGGCGGCGGUGGCGCCGGCGCGCGCCACAGUUGCCGUGGGGUCGCCGGGCUACGCCGACCCCUUCUUCCUCCGCACGGGCAUCGUGUCCAGCAAGUCCGACGUCUACGGCUUCGGCGUGCUCCUGCUCGAGGCCGUCACGGGCCUGCCGGCGGCCGGCGGCGAAGAAGCGGCGUCCGGUGAGAACCUGACGGCGCGGAUCGUGCCGCGCGUCAGGGCGCGCGGGGUGGCGGGGCUCGUGGACGGCAGGCUCGUCGGGGAGGGCGGGUACGACGAGGAGGAGGCCGCCGACGUGGCCAGGCUCGCCGUGGAGUGCGUCGCCGCGCAGCCCGGGCUCCGGCCGUCCAUGGCGCAGGUGCGCGCCGCCAUCGCGGAGAAGGCGGCCAGGUCCAUCGCCAAGGCAGGCUACGGUCACCAUAUCCAGCUCAGCAAGCUGCUGGAGCUCACAUGAUUUUGAGUUUUUUUUUUUUUGGAUUUUAUUUACUCUCCGUUUUAUUAAUUUCUUCGAUUCGAGAUCGCCCCCCCUUCCAUUGUGUUUAGAGCAGUUAAGACGUCUUAGCUUCCGAUGUGUCAUGUGUGUUCUUGUAGCGAAAGUACGUAUGUAAAUUCUUCCUUUUUCGUUGUUGUCCUUGCAUGAUGUUUAUUAGGGUAGGAUUGUAAGAAAAUGGAUUGUGCAUUGGAGUGGAGGGGAGAAGAGAUUCAUCCGAGAGUGAAAUGUAAAUAUGGAAUGGAUUGACGUACU